This is a messenger RNA of Paramormyrops kingsleyae, 810 nucleotides long. Its product is annotated as dynein beta chain, ciliary-like. NCBI's taxonomy places the organism in Eukaryota, Metazoa, Chordata, Actinopteri, Osteoglossiformes, Mormyridae. The record is from RefSeq and is a predicted model, not a curated record. Gene Ontology annotation, molecular function: dynein light intermediate chain binding; dynein intermediate chain binding. Gene Ontology annotation, biological process: microtubule-based movement. Gene Ontology annotation, cellular component: axonemal dynein complex.
AUGGCGGAGAGCAGCCCCCGCGUCUCCCUGGACCCCUCCCGGGUGGCGGCCGUGGCCGACGAGCGCGUCGAGUUCAUCCGCCAGCAGGCCUUCGCCUCCCUGCGGCUGAAGACCGAUAAGUGGAAUCGCUUCAUCGCCACCGAGGAGAACCAAAGGCUUCUGCUGGACUUCCUAGAUAAAGGCUGCCACCAGCGCCUGGUUCUGCUCACUGGGCCGGGAGGGAAGCUGCAUGCUGGCGACGGGCAAACCCCUGCACUGUGGAAAAGCAAGCUUUUGUGCAUCCUGAAAAAAAGGAACACGAAAGUGUCCCAGUCCAACUUCAGGAGAGAGCUUUGGCUGGGGGAGGUAUCAAGCCAGUCCCUGGAACAGGUGUCUGUACUGGUCUCUGAGGUGCUGGUUUCCAUCCUGGCCAACACCAGGAACCAUGGAGGCUGGCCACAGGCUGUGUCGGAGGACGUCCGCAAGCACAUAGAGAAGCUGAAGAGCCGCCUCACCACCCUAAGGGGCAGAGCGGAGGGCCGGACCCUGUUGCCGCUGCCCCUCUGUGUGGAACAGGCCGAUGAGGAGGACGAGAAGGGUGCCCUCUUCAGGUCAGCUGAGGGCAGCAUCGACUUGCCACUGCUGUACUCCAUCGAGACCAUGGUCAUCCAGUGGACUCAGCAGAUGUGGGAGGUUCUGCAGAAGGAUUCCAGCCAGGUCCUGCUGCGGGAGGACAGUGCUGGACCUGACGCUGAAAUCAACUUCUGGGUCACGCAGAAAGACGACCUGCUAGGCAUUCAGAAACAGGUGCGAGCCAUUACAGGAUUUUAA